UUAUUUCAGCUCAGAGGCCAUGCAUUGGAUAAGACUGGGGCAAAACUGGAAGAGCCAAUAGACCUCCCAAUUAAAGUUGUGGAUAUAAAUGACAAUUUUCCAGUGUUUUCACAUGAAAUUUUUGUUGGCUCAAUUGAAGAAUUAAGUGAAACAGGUACAAUUGUAAUGAGGAUAAAUGCAACAGAUGCAGAUGAACCGAACAACUUAAAUUCCAAAAUUGCUUUCAGGAUUGUUUCCCAAAGCCCUAGUGCUGCAUUCAGUAUGGAUAAGGAUACUGGCGAGGUUCGAGUAGCAAGAAUAAACCUUGACAGAGAGACACAAAGUAGGUACUCUUUGGUGGUAGAAGCAAAAGACCGUGGUGGUGAAUUAGGUGGGAAUGCUGCAACAUGUUCUUUAGAAAUCAAGAUUUUGGAUGUCAAUGACAAUCUGCCUGUCGUUGAAAGCCAUGCAUUUGAAGGAAGCAUUGAAGAAAACAGAGCAAACGUGGAAAUUAUGCGAAUAAAAGUGUUUGACAAAGAUGAAGAGUUUUCAGAUAACUGGCUGGCAAACUUUAAAUUUGUUUCUGGCAAUGAAGGUGGCUAUUUCCGUAUAGUAACAGAUAACCGAACAAAUGAAGGAAUUUUGACAGUUGUGAAGGAGCUGGAUUAUGAAAAAAUGCAAAGCCUAAACUUGGGCAUUGUUGUUACAAACAAAGCAGAGUUCCACAAGUCAAUUAAACACAGUUACAAACCACAAACAAUACCAAUCAAAAUUAAGGUGAUCAAUGUGCAGGAAGGCCCUGUGUUCCCUGGUGGCACAAAAAUUAUUGAAGCAAGUGAGAAACUGCAGAUUACAAAGGUUAUUGGACAGUAUCAAGCCUAUGAUGAAGACACUGGAAAAAUAGCACAGCACAUUACAUACAUCAAAGGAAAAGAUCCAGCAGACUGGGUCACUGUAGACCCAGUCACAGGCGAAAUCCGACUUGCUAAAAACCUUGAUUAUGAAUCAUCUUAUAUAGUAAAUGGCACCUACACUAUCACCAUGCUGGGUGUAACUACUGAUUUGCCUAAGAAAACCGUCACUGGCACAGUCGUCAUUGAAGUCAAAGAUGAGAAUGAUAACUGCCCAAUUAUUGUGAAUCCUCUGCAGACUGUGUGUUCAGAUGCAAAAUUAGUUGAUGUUACAGCUAGUGAUUUGGAUGGCUACCCAAACAGUGAUCCCUUCAGCUUUUCUGUUGUUGAUGAGCCAGAAGGGACAGCAAAAAAAUGGCUAAUUGCAUCCAAAAAUGGCACCAGCAUACAGCUUGCACCACAGGACCUGAAGCCAGGCAGAACUGAAGUUCCCAUCCUAAUAAAGGAUUUCCAAGGGCUGAGCUGUGCUCCGCGACAGUCUCUGCAGUUGACUGUUUGUAAGUGUGCAGAUGACGGCGUAUGCAGAGAGAAAUUUAUUGGCGCUAAGUCAGUGGUUCUAGGACCAGCAGCAGUUGCACUAAUCAUCUUGGCGUUUUUACUUUUGCUGCUUGUUCCACUGUUACUGCUGCUGUGUCCCUGGGGCUCGGGAGCAAAGGGAUUUGGUGGAGUGAAGACAUUUGCUGCAAUACCAGACGGCAGUGAAGCAAUGUUGCGUCAGUGGAACAGCGAAGGGGCAGCUCCGGAGGAGAAGCCAGUGCUAAGCUUCAUUCCAGCCACUGCAGUGGGGAACUUGAGAGGAGCAACAACAGCAGCAGCAGCGGCAGUAGGAAUGAGUGGAGACGAAACUGUAACAGGAGCAGGCAGCUCUGCCUCUCAUCUAGGGGAGCAUCGCAGCACUAUUACCAAGGAGAGAUGGGAAGAGCAAAGACAUCUUCAUUCUGGUGCUGAGUAUGGAGCCAUGGCAGCUGGAGCGGCUGGGGAAGGGCGGGGGGGUGUAGGAGGCAAAACAAUGGUGUCUGGAGGAGGACUUGCAGUGGGAGCAGCAGGAGCCAUGAAUGAAGAAUUUUUAAGAGACUACUUCAAUGACAAAGCUGUCUCUUUUGCCGAUGAAGAUGAAGAGCAAGCUGCAAAAGACUGUCUCCUGGUUUAUUCACAGGGAGAAUCAGGCUCCCCUCAUGGCUCAGUUGGCUGCUGCAGCUUUAUUGAGGGGGAUCUUGAUGACCGUUUCCUUGAUGAUUUAGGGGACAAAUUUAAGACUCUAGCAGAAAUAUGCAUAGGCAGACAGAUCAGCAUGAAAGAUGGUGGCUCCAAGAAUGUAUCAGCUUUGGGUCUUAAUGAUGCCAAGUCAGGGUUUGUAGGCCAGCAGAAUGCUUCCAGCUCCGAACAAGCCUUUGCCUCAGGCAGUUGCUCCCAGCCCACUCUGCCGGUGCAUACAGGCAGUGGCACAGGAGAAGACAUCCUGUCCAAGGAGGUGGUCACGGAAACAACCUUUUCAUCCACAAUGCCAAAGCAGCACAAUGCCCGGCCCCUUUCCACAGCCCACUCGGAGACCAAUGUCACCAUGACAGAAACAUCCUACUCUGCAGGGGCUGCUGCCCACUCAGGCGCUGUCUUUCUAGACCCCCAGUUCAAGGAGAACGUGGUGGUGACGGAGAGAGUGUUGGCACCUGCAUCAAGCAUUCAGGGUAUGGUCAAAAUCCCUGAUUUGCCACAUGGAAAUAAUGUGGUGGUUACGGAGAGGAUAGUGAAGUCAGCGGGUGCAGGGCCAGGAGUUCUGGCAGUUCAGGAUCUUCCUGACUCCCGGUAUGUCGUGGUGAGGGAGCGAGAGAGGGUGCUUGUGCCCGCUGCAGAGCAGGACUCACUCAGCUUCCCCACUUUGACAGAAGAACGUGGUGUGAUGGCGAAUGAAAGGGUGGUGACAGCCUCAGGCCUGCAGAGCAGAGCUGAACAGGCAGCAGGAGGUGUCAGCUCUGGGAGGCAAGAGCAUGUGUUGAUUACAGACUCCCCGCUUAACCUGGCAGGCUCCGACUUGGAAGGGCCACCUCCUGCCAGUGCCACACUGAGCAAGUCUUCCAGGGUCACCAAGUACAGCGCAGUGCAGUACACUCGCUCAUAG
This is a messenger RNA of Acanthisitta chloris (rifleman), 3006 nucleotides long. It is a transcript of the gene DSG2, whose product is annotated as desmoglein 2. Gene Ontology annotation, cellular component: desmosome; plasma membrane. Lineage: Eukaryota; Metazoa; Chordata; Aves; Passeriformes; Acanthisittidae. Gene Ontology annotation, biological process: homophilic cell-cell adhesion. Gene Ontology annotation, molecular function: calcium ion binding. The record is from RefSeq and is a predicted model, not a curated record.